AUGAACACAAUUCAAGCUAGAUUUAAACAACACUAUACACAGUGGAAUGAUGCACAAGUAGCAACUUUUGUACACAGUUAUGUAAAAAAAUCGUUGACGAGUAUUAGACAUAACCUACUGUUUUCUCAGCGUGAGCAAACUUGUAAAUCAUUAAAAUAUUGGCGUAAUGAAUCAAUAAACCAUUGCUUAAAAUGAAAAUGUUGUGUUAUAUUUCUGUUGGUCUCCAGAUAUACCCCUAUAAAAGGAAUGACACCUGUAGUUUUCACAUCAGUUGGUCUUCUUGUCUCAGUGAGCAACGUGGCUCAAUUCAAAUGUCCAUGCAGUAUCAUGAUCAUGGGCCCCAGCUAAUGUGGAAAAACCACGUUCACCAGACAGUUUAUUAAAUAUGCAAAUGUUUUGUUUGAAAGACCAGUCCAUAAAAUCGUGUACUGUUACGGACAGUGACAAGAGUGCUAUCAAGACAUGGCGUCACAAAUUACGUUUGUGGAGGGUAUUCCUGAAGAUAUUCCUGCAUUAUUUCCAUUGCAUUGUCAUCCAGGAAUACUCGUGUUAGAUGAUUUUAUGAGAAACUGUAGUGAGGACGAACAUAUCCUGGAUCUAUUUACAAGUGUCUCAUCAUUGUAAUGUCACUUGCCCCUAUUCGACCCAGAACCUUUUUCCACUUAGGAAAUUUUCAGAAGCAUUUCUCUCAAUGCUUAUUACAUCAUCGUUUUUAAUAAUCCUUGCGAUACACUGGGUUUAAGAACGUUGGCACAGCAAGCCUUUGCAGGACAUGUUCCUUACGUAUGGGAAAGUUUUCAAGAUGCGACAUCGCAGCCCUAUGGUUAUCUCAUGUUUGAUUUACAUCCAUGAACACCGGUCACCCUGCGAUUAUGCAGCAACAUCCUACCUGAAUCACAAUCUUACCCUGCGGUUUACAUCAACAAGAAACGCAUAAAACAGACAGCCCUCUGACUGUUGACGUUAGUUAGCAACAUGCCUGUGUGUAAGUGACGUCGCUCAGUAAAGUCAAGAAUUGCAAAUCAACGUGGUGGUACUAUGGUCUUACGUUCUGGUACUAUAACCCAGACAAAACGGGUAAGAGGAAAGCAAGCAAAUGCAAAAGCAAUCCAAACUCCGACAACAUUUGCCUUUCCUUUGUGCAUGUUUUAAAAGUAAUGAAAAGCAGCAAAAAGAUAUGAUAACUCAUGCUAACAUAGGAUAAAUGGAAGCUAUUGGGGAAGUGGCUCUGAAUCUCCUUAAGGGCAACAUCAUAGUACCUACUUCAUCAUUUAAACGACUGAAACCACACAAGUCAAAGCUCCUCUAUUUGGCUUGCAAGAAACCGAGCCUUAAAAAGAAGAAGGAAGCGCUUAAUCAAAAAGGAGGAUUUUUAUCAGCUCUCGCUGCACUGGUUGCCCCCCUUACUGUUGAUUUACUGGGUAAAGUGUUCAUACCCGAGCAUUUAUUACAAAGUCUGGAGACAGAACGAAGUUUAACUACUCCUGCGCAGCAUCCAACACUGACAAGAUUAGACCAAGACAUGAAGCAAAUCAUAGAGUGUCCUUUACCAGAAGACCAAAAAGUGUUUUUACUGGAUUGGUUACUACAGAGGAAUCAAGGAUUAACCAACCAAAUGAAAACGGAGACCACGAUAAAACCAACCAUGGUCCUUCCCAAAGCAGAUCCUUUGCCUACCACAGAUACAAGUGGGAAAAAUGAUGUAUGCACACCUAAAGAAACUUCUACAAACCCAGAUCUCGAUACUUUGAAAUCAAAGUCAACUAAAGCACCUAGAAAAUUGUCCGCAACACCUCAAACACGAGAGUAAAAAAAAUGACGUCUCUUGUUUCACCAGAGGAAAUGUCACUUCCUUUGAUGUCAGACACUCCACCUGAUUCUGCACGCAAAUCAUCUAGACGGAAACCGAAAACAACUAUAGUGGCAAGAUUACGAAGCAAUAGACAAUGGGAACCUUGUUAAUCCUGACAAACUGGUUGUACGUGAGUGACACCUUAAAAGGAGAGAAACAAGGUUUUCAUUUCACUUAUCUUGAGCUUAACUUUGCACCAUGGUACCCAAUAUCAAUGAAGAUCACAUUAACUAUGGUGCAGAAGUAAACGAUGAAAGGACAAAAGAGGCCUACUGGAUAUGCUUAGCAUUUUUAAUCUACGAUGAUCUGAAGAAAAAGAAUCCAACAUCAGUACAAGACAAUCAGACGUUGUCGUCAAAUCUAGAUUUUGCGUUUACAGAUCUCAGUCAAUAUGAGUCGCGUGGUUACUGGUUAUGGCAUGAUUUGCUAGACAUACUGGAUUUACUGGCACCGUAUGAGCAAGACUGGCUUGAUUAUCCACAGCAGGAAAGAGAACGCAUUGAAAGAGCUAUUUUGCAUCUUAAUGAAUUUUGUAAAACCUGUUGGUACUGGUUAGGCUUGUUAAUCAAUCGUAUUGACAAAGUUGACAGGUUUUAA
This is a messenger RNA of Porites evermanni, 2449 nucleotides long. NCBI's taxonomy places the organism in Eukaryota, Metazoa, Cnidaria, Anthozoa, Scleractinia, Poritidae. The record is from the annotation of a GenBank genome assembly.